Messenger RNA from Closterium sp. Naga37s-1, 336 nucleotides. The record is from the annotation of a GenBank genome assembly. Lineage: Eukaryota; Viridiplantae; Streptophyta; Zygnematophyceae; Desmidiales; Closteriaceae.
AUGAUAGUUGCCGCCCAACGGCUAAACAAGCUCGAGGAUAAAUCCAAGGAGGGCUAUCCGGAAGACGCGGACGAGCUAUACUACGAGCGGAAUCCCGAGGAUGACGGCGAGAAUCACGGCGAGGAAGGCGGAGACUGGCAGGUCCAGGCGGACCCCGAUGUGGAGCAGCCUGGAGAAUAUUACGAGGAGGAGGAGGCCCCGCGAUACGACCCAUCAGUAACCACCCCCUCAUCGCAACCAUCAGCCGGGGAUCGCGACACCGCCAGCUACAGGGACGACCGCAGCGAUUCAACAUACACCGCCUCGACGCCGCACUCCUCCGGCUACUAUUAUUGA